This is a messenger RNA of Cladophialophora carrionii CBS 160.54, 2034 nucleotides long. RefSeq lists its product as uncharacterized. The record is from RefSeq and is a predicted model, not a curated record. The transcript is spliced from 8 exons. Lineage: Eukaryota; Fungi; Ascomycota; Eurotiomycetes; Chaetothyriales; Herpotrichiellaceae. Gene Ontology annotation, biological process: DNA-templated transcription. Gene Ontology annotation, molecular function: DNA binding; zinc ion binding. Bases 1 to 2034 code for a protein of 677 amino acids.
AUGGAGCCCAAGGUUGCCGAUAGCCACAGCAAUUCCAGAAAACGUGCCUCGAAAGCCUACAUUCGCGGCCUCGAGAGAAGAGUGGCAUCGUUCGAGCAGCACGGCGAACACUCCACAGCCCCUCAGGGUUUCACCAGUGGACAUCUCGACCAGAGUACGGAUCUGGAACUUGGUAGCGUAGCGGAUCCACAAGAAGCCGUCCCUCCCCAGCCAGAGACAUCGAAUCGGGGGUCGUCACCAAGACAGCGAGCAUCCAAUUCUCUUCGAAGCUCCCCAGGCCCGGUACUCAUGAAUCCGCUGGCACAUGGCUUCACCAGCUACUUUGCAGACGCCAGCGGCAGACCCAUCUACCUAGGAACGUCUUCCAACUGGUCCUUUGGACGAAGAGUUCUCGCCAUGGCUCAUGAGAAAGUCAUGCGUGCACCUCUGCCCCCCGAGAACCUGUUGUUCCAAGGAGAGUCAUACGACUUGGGGUGGGAUGGGGCGAGGAAUUUCCCGCCUGCGCAGCAACCUGAACCUCCCGCUCUUCCGUCCGCGGAUUUUGCAACAUACCUCAUCAGCGCCGUCAAGUUCCACUGCGGCCAGCUCUUCCAUCUCUUCGAGGAGGAAGUGUUCAUGCAACAGCUAUCUGCCUUCCAGGAGAACCCGGCGCAAGUACACCAGAAGCCUAGUCUUUGGUACAUCCACUACCUGCUCAUCCUCGCCUUCGGCAAAGCAUUUGUGGCCCAGAGCAGCAAAGGCCGCAAGCCACCUGGCGCCGAGUUCUUUGUCCACGCCAUGACCCUUAUGCCAGAAUUUGCCUUUUAUAAUGCCGACCCUAUCGAGGCAAUACAGGUGCUGUGCUGCGCCGCUCUCUAUCUACAUUGCCUCGAUUUCCGCGCCGCUGCCUAUCGCAUGAUCGGCCAAGCUCUCCGCAUGGCUUUGGAGCAUGGCAUGCAUACCGAGAUGGGCAGUCAACAAGUCGACCAAGUCCUAGCACAGCGAUGUCGCAAGGUGUGGUGGACAGUCUAUGUACUCGAUCGCCAGAUGUCGUCCCUGAUGGGAGUACCCAUGGGGAUUGCAGACGAGCUGAUAAGCGCCGAACUGCCCACAUUCACGGGUCAAGUGGAACGGUCAACCGCAAUGAAUAUCCAAAUCCAGCUAUCCAGGAUACUAGCUCAGAUACUCAACACUGUCUAUGGGCCGGAAGGACGGCUGGACAAGCGAUUCGUGACCGUCACAAAGGAGUCACUAAAAAGCGUAGCGAGGGUGACGGAUCAAUUGAACGGCUCUUUCGGAAUUCUCGAAAACGGCUCCCAGACCACCAUUUCACGGCUCUCUGCGUACUUGCACCUAUUGUACCAUCAGUGCAUCGUACUCACUACACGACCAUUACUCUUCUCCUUUCUCCGAUCUCGACUCGAGCAGUCGAACGCGAAUCUGGUGGCUAUGCUCAAAUCAGGCAGCGUGCGCAUGCUGCUGCAAAUGUGCGUCGAAUCGGCGCAGCAGAUGCUGACGAUUCUGUCGGCCUUGCAAGAACACGGUCUCCUGGUGAGCUUUCUGCCCUUUGACCUCGACGCGGCGUUCACAUCGGGGAUCGCCCUCUUGAUGGCCGCGAAAGUCAACUCGUCCCUCGUCAAGGACCCUGCCCCCUGGUUGCAGCGCUCGUACUCGGUUUUCCAGGAGAUGAUCUAUCGAGGCAAUAUGGUCGCUCAAAUGACCAAAUCGGAGCUAGAACAAUUAGAAGGGAUCCUUAACAGGGUUUCUCCAACAGGGGAGGAUCAGACGGCAGGGAGAGUCCGUCGUUAUUCGGGUCCACGGGUGUCUUUGGCCCGUCAUGAUGAGCGGGAGUUGCGGUUCUCGGGCGCUCCAUCGCAUUUUUCGACGCUGCCUCCCCCUCCUCCUUAUAUGCCUCCUUCGGAGGCCAUGAGUGAUGGGUUUGUCAUGGACGAGCUCCAGUGGCAGGAUGGGCUGUCGGCGGAGCAGCUUGUGAAUUUUGCCGAGUCCAUGGACCUCAGUGCCUUGGACUGGCUUUCCGUAGAUACCGAGUUGUGA